UUCUUCUGUUUCUUUUUCAGGUGUGUAGUAUUCAGCAGUAUGGAAGGUCAAUAUAUACCUCUGGAGCCCGUCUUAAGGAUAUGUACUGGAAUGAUAGAACAGUGGAAGGAGAACCAAUGUUUGACAAGAUACUCAUUGCAAACCGUGGUGAAAUUGCUUGCCGAGUCAUCAAGACGUGUAAACGUCUUGGGAUUAAAACCGUCGCUGUCCAUAGUGAAGCGGAUUCCAUGGCAGUUCACAAAAGGAUGGCUGAUGAAGCAAUUUGUAUUGGACCAGCACCGACCAACCAGAGUUACCUGGUGAUGGAGAAUAUCCUCCAGGCAGUGAAAGAUACAGGAGCUCAAGCAGUACAUCCAGGGUAUGGUUUCUUGUCAGAGAAUACAGUGUUUGCAGCAAAAUUGAGUGAGAUAGGAGUUCAGUUUAUUGGUCCUAACUCGGAGGCUAUACGUGCUAUGGGAGAUAAGAUUGAGAGUAAGAGGAUCGCUACAGCCGCCAGGGUGAACAUGAUUCCGGGACACGAUGGAGUUGUUGAGAAUGCUGAUCACUGUGUUCAACUAGCCAAUGAAAUAGGAUACCCAGUGAUGGUGAAGGCAUCAGCAGGGGGUGGGGGUAAAGGAAUGAGAAUUGCGUGGAAUGACAAGGAAUGUCAGGAAGCAUUUAGGUUGUCUUCACAAGAGGCUGCAUCAAGUUUCGGAGAUGAUCGGAUGUUGAUUGAAAAAUUCAUUGAUAAUCCGCGUCAUAUAGAGGUACAGGUGCUAUGUGAUAAACACGGUAACGGUGUCUGGCUGAACGAGAGGGAGUGCUCUAUACAAAGAAGGAACCAGAAGGUUAUAGAGGAAGCUCCAAGUACAUUUGUUGAUCCUGUUAUGAGGAAAAAGAUGGGAGAUCAGGCAGUACAACUAGCUCAUGCUGUAGGAUAUGAUUCUGCAGGUACCGUUGAGUUCUUGGUGGAUUCUCGAAAGAAUUUCUACUUCCUCGAAAUGAACACGAGACUUCAAGUUGAACAUCCAAUCACAGAAUGUAUAACUGGAAUAGAUAUUGUUCACCAGAUGAUCCGGUCUGGUAAAGGACAUGAAUUGUUGUACAAGCAGUCUGAUGUUCCAGUAGAUGGCUGGUCAGUAGAAUGCCGUGUGUACGCCGAGGACCCGUAUAAAAAUUUCGGCAUGCCGUCCAUAGGGAGAUUGUAUAAAUAUAUAGAACCCUCUCAUAUACCAAAGGUUCGAUGUGACAGUGGUAUUCAGGAAGGGUCACAGAUCAGCAUUUACUAUGAUCCUAUGAUCUGUAAGCUGGUAACCUAUGGUGACUCAAGAACAGAAGCACUGGAUACUAUGGUUACAGCUCUGGAUUCUUAUGUUAUCAAGGGUGUUACACACAACAUCCCGUUGUUACGAGAUAUUAUAACAGAAAAGAAAUUUGUAUCUGGGGAUAUAACUACAAAAUAUUUACAGACUGUCUUUCCUGAUGGCUUUCAAGGUAAAGUGCUGUCACAUACAGAAUGGAAUGAGUUAACCGUAUUGGCAGCAUGUAUUUAUACAAAAGAACAACUCAUAGCUAGAACAUUCAAAAAUCAAGAUAGAAUCCCAAUGUUACGAAAUCUACCUUUGACAUGGCAUCUGAAUGUUGAUGUUGCUGGCAAAGAUAUUUCACUUGAAGUGAGGUACAUUAAAAACAAGUUUGAGGUACAAAUUGGAGAAAGAGUGUACAAUGUGAGCGACACAAUCAGUUUUUCCAACCCACUACUUGACAUCAAGCUGGAUGGCCAGUCUCGACUUAUACAGCUCACUCAGAAACUAGGAGGCGGUCGAUUUGAUAUUAGAUUUUUAGGAACUGUGUUCCCAGUUCAUAUAAUGGACCAGGUAACAGCGGAGUUACAUGACUUGAUGCCACAAACAGUGGAGCUAGAUUUGUCAACUGUUGUCUUAGCGCCAAUGCCAGGCAUGUUGAAAUCUGUAGCUGUGAGUGAAGGGGACGACGUGUCCGAAGGGCAGGAAGUAGCCGUCCUUGAAGCCAUGAAAAUGCAGAAUAGUUUAGUGGCAGCAAAAACUGGAAAGAUUAAGAAAGUAAGCUUUAAGACAGGGCAGACAGUUGAUGAAGGAGAUAUUCUAGUGGAACUGGAGUAAAUGACUUGUGUAUGAGAAAUGACUAGAGUAACUUCAGUUAAUACAGAAAUCUCGUAGUUAGUAGAAAAGCAUUAUGGGUGUAUUAGACUUAGUCCCUGGGCCAAGCGCAAAGUGUGAUUGUUAUACCAUGUAUGGUGGCUGUUGAUGUCUCCGGCACUGUUUAGGAGAGCAGAGAAAUUUUGGAAUUAAAUUCCCAAAUGUGAAAAAAAAAAAUCAGCCGAAUAUUUUUUAGUUCAUUUUUUCCUUCCAAUUUUGAACCCUUUGAAAUGUUACUCAGGUCAGUCUAUUAUGAGAUACCUUUGACAUUUGUUCUUUGAACUAAAAUAGCAGCAAAAUUAUUUUUCUAAAAUGUUUCAGUACCCACCAUAGCCACCGUUUUAUUCCUUGCAAUAAGUGUGACUAAAAUAUUUUCAGGUGUCAUGUCAAAGUCAUUGUUUUCCAGUGUUAGGGCAUUUUUUGGUAGAUAUUUUUGUUUCGUAAUUCAGUAUGGAGAAGGACAUGAUAUGUGGCAAAUAAUUUGAGACGCACCAUGAGAAUACCAACAUAGUGGCUUUGCAACCAGCAUGGAUCCAGACCAGCCUGCGCAUCUGCACAGUCUAGACAGGAUCCCUGCUGUUGGCUAACGGUUUCUCUAAUUGCAAUAGGCUUUAAAAGAGAACAGCAUGGAUCCUGACUGGAUCCAUGCUGGUCGCAAAGUCACUAUGUUGGUUUUCACAUGGCGCGGCUCAUUUUAAGGUUUGCUGUUAUGAUAGUUUCUUUGAAAAAAAUGUGAAUUUGUUAGUAAACUCUCAGUAAAAGGGAUCUUGUGCCCCAAUUUCAAAGGUGCUCCUCUAUUUUUUAUGGAGGUCAACAAAUAUUUGGCAACUUCGAUCUGGUAGUUGUAACAGAGACGGAUAUUAGCAGGUACUAGUAUUCAGACAAAGUAUUUUUUGUUUCUGACUCUCAUUUUAAAAACUUGUAGUAACAUACCAAAUUAAUUAAAGAUAUGAUAUAUAAGAGUUUUAUCUGUUUCAGUUGGAUUUAACUUUGUGGAUAAAUGUAUAAAUGCAAAGUUCACGGAAAUUAGUUUCCCAUGAAUAAAUUCACAUUAGUGAAAUUUUUUUAAUUUCGUGGGCACAAAAUUUUGUGGGUUUCACAAGAACAAUUACCAGUAUUUCCUGAGGAUACAAAUUCCAUGAUUUCAACUUUCUUACAUAAUGAAUAGUUGCACUUUUUUGUUGUGAUUUAAUUUCGUGUACCAAUACAACCACCAGAUCCAUGAAAGUUAGCCCCCCCACAAAUAUUUAUUAUUUUACAGUGGUGUUGAGAGACACGUUGCAGUCCUCUAGAUUAUAACUGUUUUACAAAAAUAAGCAAUGUAUGAAAGUGUAUUGGAAAGAUGUUUCAUACACGUUAAUGUGGAACGUAAUUGUACAUUUUCUAGACAAACUUUGAUAUUAUAUUUCUGUAUUUGAGCUGCACCAUGAGAAAACCAGCAUAGUGGUUUUGCGACAAGCAUAGAUCCAGACCAGCCUGCACAUCAGCGCAGUCUGGUCAGGAUCAAUGCUGUCCGCUAACGGUUUCUCUAAUUGCAAUAGGCUUUGAAAGCGAACAGCAUGGAUCCUUACCAGACUGUGCGGAUGCUCAGGCUGGUCCGGAUCCGUGCUGGUCGCAAAGCCACUAUGUUGGUUUUCUCAUGGCGAGGCUCAUUUAUGUUGUGAAUGAUGAAAAUACUCAAACUGCUGUUAAAGUCAUUACAUGUAUAUUGUUUUCUUGCCUACAGUUAGUUCUAGGAAGAAAUAGGAUUGGAGUGUUUUAGAAAUAUAUUUAUUGUAGUCUCUAGUUUCACCCCAUUUUAAGUUUCAGAAAUUAUUGCCUACUUUUUAAACCAUUAAUCUGACAUUGAAUAUCAUUUACUUUAUCAAGAAUUUCUGGGCCUGAAAUAUCAUUCUAACACUUUUAAGAUUUUCUUUUAUAUAAACAAAGAAGGAUUUUACCGUGUGUUGCCUUGCCGAUUAAAACACAUUUCGCAAAAUGACCUACUUUUAGUGCCAAGGGAAGUAAUGCAUCCAUUUACGCCUUAAAAGGGAUUCCAGAUUAGUAUCCCUUCCUGUUGUAAUUCGAAUGUCUUAGAAUGGAAAUAGAUUUUAGUUUUGCGUGAUUUGUUGGCAAAUAAAACACGUUUUUUCGUUCAGAUGCGUCGUAAUUAAUCACUCAGGCCUUCGGCUUUCGUGAUUAGAUUACGACGCAUCUGAACUCAAAACCGUGAAGUAGCUUCUGAUAAAGUCAAAAACAGAAAUGUGAUUUAUUUGUAUAUUUCAUAUUCUGAUGAAGACCUUUAAGCAGAAAAAUUUUAAUAGAUUUAGUAACUUAAACAAGGAUGCUCCAUACAUUGUUUUAAAUAUGAUUCUACUGUAGUGUUGUAAAUGUACAUUGUAGAAAUUCAGUGUAUAGAAUAUUUUAAUAAAUAUAAUUUAUAUAUCAGUUUACAUAUGCAAUAGAAGAUAGUGUGUUUUGGUAAUUAAUUGUUAUAAGACACAUAAGUAGUUUUAUGUCGAAUGAAUGUCUUGCAUAAUUGAAGUGUUGAACAUUUUUGUUAAUUGAACAAUUUUGUUAAGAAUAAAAAAACUAUGUUUCAUAGUAAUUUCUUUUCAAGUCCUAUUUUAUUCAACAGCAUUAUUUCUUAUUAUCUACCUGUAUGAUCUGUACAACUUUGACACAUGCCAUGAGAAAACCAACAUAGUGCAUUUGCAACCAGCAAAGAUCCAGACCAGCCUGCGCAUCUGGGCAUCUGGUCAGGAUCCAUGCUGUUCGCUUUCAGAGCCUAUUGCAAUUAGAGAAACUGUUAGCAGACAGCAUGGAUCCUGACCAGACUGCGGGGAUGUGCAGGCGGGUCUGGAUCCAUGCUGGUCGCAAAGCCACUAUGUUGGUUUUCUCAUGGCAUGGCUCAUUUGUUUUGUUUUUUAGAUUUAAGGGAUGUUUUGUUCAUUAAAUGACCUGUCAUGAACAGACUCAGUAAAACCGAGUUCGCUAUUAUUUUGCUUUGUUGUACACUUUGAUUCAAAUGGAUCUUGUUGUAGAUUUGAUUUCUCACAAAUUCAGUCGCCGUUUUUAUAAGUUAAAAGAUGUUUAGGCUACUGAAACACAUCUUUGAAUUCGGGACAGAUAAUCAGACCUUGCCCUCUGGUAAGCAGAACUUUAAAAUCAUAUAAUUUUGUGGGCAUUAAAUUCCAUAGUUUGGGACAAAACAGCAAUUUUAUUGGGGUAUAAAUUCGUGGAUUUUAAGCUUUGAACAUGAAUUUUACUGCUUUGUUUGGAUGAAAUUUUGUGGAUUGACUACAAAAGUUAGUUUCUCAAAAAAAUUAUUGAUUUCACAGUAUGUUACUAUGGAAACAUCUUACAGCUUCGUUCAACCUACUACCUGUAAUGUAUAAAUGAAAUACGGGUAUAUGGCAUUAUAGAAAUUGGGUGUGUGUUUGUUGAAUUAAUCACGAUGUUACAACUACUUGGUUACUUUAAAAGAUAAUAAAUUCAGUAAAAGAACCAUUGUAUUUGAAUAUGCUGAACCCUUUAGCCAAUAGUAAUAAGGAACUCUUACACUGUAAAAAUACAAUACGUGCAUAAAUUAAUUUUUCAUUUGUUAUAAACAUAUUGUUAACAGUAAAUCUGAAUUACCCAUUUAAUUCUCUGUCUUAUUCCCAGUGUAAAUAGUGCUACCCUAAUUUAUCAUUUGCGAAAAAUGCUUACAUUUAUGCAUACUUGUUCUAGAAUUCUUUUCCUAAUCAUGCAUUUCUAUUUUAUAGUCGCGUUUUUUUCACCUCAGGAAAAAUUUACUUUUGCAAACUUUAUGGUAGAUUUUUUAUGGCCCCAAAGGGAGGCAUAUUAGUUUUCAACUGUCCGUCCGUUCGUCACACCAAUGUCUGUUAGUUUGUCACACCAAUGUUAACUUUUUGCAUGAAGGCACUUUACUCGUGAACCUCUGCACACAGGACCUUCAAACUUCACAUGCUGGUAGUACUUAUUGAGUACACGACCCCUACUGACUUUGGGGUCACCAGGUCACAGGGGCCAGUGUAAACUUCUUGCAUGAAGGCUCUUUACUUGCGAACCACUGCACCCAAGACCUUCAAACUUCACAUGCUGGUAGUACUUACUGAGUUCACAACCCCUACUGACUUUGGGGUCACCAGGUCAAAGGUCAGGGUCACAGGGGCCAAUGUAAACUUUGUGCAUGAAGGCUCUACUUGCGAACCACUGCAUCCAGGACCUUCAAACUUCACAUGCUGAUAGUACUUAUUGAGUACACAACAUGAUGAUACAAGUUGAAUAAUUGAGUCAGUAUUUAUUUCAGAUGCUAAGACUGUUUUGUUUUUCUUCAAAAGGUCUAAAUGUAUUGUUAAUGAAUUACAGGUAUUUAAAAUCAGCUGUAGUAUUAAGGAUCUUUAAAACUUAUUUUUGCGACCUUUAAAUUUUUUGAUAUAGACUAAAAUCACUACUGUAUUUCAUGGAUUUCUAAUUUUGUAGAUAAAUCAAAUUGAAUAUUUAUUUAUUUGUCUAAUUUUGCAGAUCGGCACAACCACGAAAUCCACAAAAAUUAAUCCAACACGAAUAUUAAUGACUCCGCAGAAUUUCUAAACUGUAGUAAGGAGACUUUCUGUAGUCAGUUUGGCCUAGACUGAAAGUUUUCAGUAUUAUCUGGAACAUCUCAGGAAGUUUGUAAAAAAAAAAUUGGUAUGAUCAUUUUAAUAUUCAUUUCAAGUGAUAAAGUAUGUGCACCUUCUAAAGGAUUGUUUCAUGCAGUUAGGCAAUAUUUCAUCAUUACACUCAGCAGAAACUCACAACUUGUGAUUGAGUAGAUUUACUUGUUUAUUGGAGAUCAUCAACUCGUUUUGCAAGGGCUGUUCAAGAAGUUUAGAUAAAGAGGUGGUAUUUUUUUUAAUAAGUAUAACUACCGGUAUCAAAUCUGAUCGUACUCAGUAGUUUCUUUGGUAUUUCGUUUGGCCAGGCCAGGGUUGUGGCCUUAACUUGGUAAAAAAAUAUGCAUAAAGGGCCUAAAAGAUUGUCAUAAGUAUCACAAAAGUAUUUGAUCAAGAGUCAGGGAAAUUUUGCAUUAUUCAGUAUUUGAAGUGCACCUAGAAUUUUGUUUAGGAUUUCACUAGGCAAAACCGGAGUUAUAGCCCUUGAACACAUUCAUGACACUAUAAUGAAAACGUGCUUAAUAGAGUCUUUUGUUUUAUUUCUUCUGUUCUUUUUAGAAGUGGUAUGCAAGAGAAAGAAUCUUUCACUGGUUGUAGAUUCCUCACCACCACCUUACCAGUUACAUUUCAGCUGGAUAUUCUGAUCCAUAAUUGGUUUGGCACAUUGACCUACAUAAAUAUGUUUAAACCUAACCCUAUCUUUACGCCGAAAUACGAUAGUCAGUAUAUUGGAAAUUGAUGAUAAACCAGUGGAAGAUUCUUAAUUGUUCUGGAGUGCCCGGCUUGAAUGAUGCUGAAAGAAUGAAUUAUAGAGCUUAUAUGUAUCAAACAUUAAAUAUUUGUUAAGGAUGUUGUUAUAUUUUACAAAAGCACAUGUCCUAUGCUGUUUGUGACAGUGAAUUGUUUUCAGAACAUUCAUUUUUAGGACAUCGGCAUCAAAGAUGGCAUUUUAAUAAGUAUUUCUCAGCUGAUCCUGUAUAUCUGAAUUACAGCUUCAUUUAUAGUUUAUUUUGAUUUUUGUUAUACUAAUAUUUCAGUGUGUUCAAAACGGUUUUAAGUUUUAGUGUUUUGUUUAUUUAAAUCCAUGUGAAUCACAGACUUGAAUUAUAUGUGUAAUAAUUUAUGCAUUUUUCAUUUGUUCACACGGUUUGAAGGUCAGUGUAUAAAUGUAUACAUGUUAAAUAAUUAGUUGGGUUUUUUUUAUCCUUUAAACCCUGUUUGAACUUUUUGCUGUUAACAAACUUUUUCAUCAUCCCUCAAAUACAUUUAAUUAGGUCAAACUUUUGUUGUACCACUGAUUUUAUCAUUUUUGUAUCUCGUUGCCUGAAGCGUAUCAUUUUUAAUUUAUUAAAGGCAGAGAUAGGUAAUUGACCUGUCAGGCCAAGAUUAAAAUAGCCCCUAACAGAAUAACACAGUAUCAAGACUGUCCGACAGUAUUCACCUUACGAGGUAAAAAAAUGCUGGAAAUUCCAUAAUAUAUAUCAACAGUAAAUCUUGUUUCAUUGUCAGAUAUUUUUCAAUUUCAGUAUUUAGUAUACAAAAAUAUAUUAAAUUCAGAUUAACGUUAAAGGAAUUUAAACAGUGUAUUAUUUGUAAUGCAACCAUUUUGCAUUUUCUAAAAUGAAAUCCUUUUGUUCAUGCAUAAUUGUGUCUGAAUAUAAUAUGAAGACUUUAAAAUAAAUAAUUUAGAAUAAAGUAUUUUUUCUAGAAUAGGGCUCCCUAAAUAAAAUAAGGCAAUUCAAUAUAUAACAUUUAACUGUCCUACAAAUAAAUUGAAGUGUGUUGUCUAUUAAAAAAAUAUUCUGUAUUAAAAGUGCUAUUCUGAAAAUAGUUGUAUACAUGAAUAUGUCCAAAAAUUGAAAAAAACUACAUCCAAAACUCGAAAAUAUUAUAUCCCCUUAAACAUAAAAGGGUGUGUUUUUAACUUCUGUGUCAACAUUAUUAUUGUUAAUGUUAUGUGUACGUACAUGUUCAGAAAACUGACAUUUUUAAACAAAUUUACAGGCUGGUAUGUAGAGAAAUAAGUAGUACGCAUAAUGUCUGCUUGAUUUAUACCUGUAGAUUUUGUUUGUAGACGAUAUAUUGUUGGUUUUAUAAUAAAAAUAUUUAUUUACUCUG
Messenger RNA from Mercenaria mercenaria, 8914 nucleotides. Its product is annotated as propionyl-CoA carboxylase alpha chain, mitochondrial-like. Bases 81 to 2120 code for a protein of 679 amino acids. The record is from RefSeq and is a predicted model, not a curated record. Gene Ontology annotation, cellular component: mitochondrion. The transcript is spliced from 18 exons. NCBI's taxonomy places the organism in Eukaryota, Metazoa, Mollusca, Bivalvia, Venerida, Veneridae. Gene Ontology annotation, molecular function: propionyl-CoA carboxylase activity; ATP binding; metal ion binding.